AUGGAAGAUACAUUUCCCAAGAUGGAAAUCUUUACACAAAAGGAAUUACCAACUUGUUUUCAAGAAAUAGCAACAACAGAAUCCAAGUAUUUGGAGGAUACAAUUAUAAGAAGAGGCUCUUACUCUCUCACUUCCUCAUCAACAUCAUCACCACAAAAGCUUUUCUGGUGUACUUCAAAUUCUACUUCAAUGAAACAAGAGGUACCUUUAACCACUUUAGUUAAUCAAAUACCUGCAAAGUUCAAUGAUCAUCAUGAUGACAUGAAGAAUAUGAAAGCUAUAAACCAAUCCAUUUCUGAAUUCAAUUCUAUUUCCAAUCCUAAUGUCUUAGCCUCAGAUAUAAAACAUAGUUUUGUUCCUCUAAAUCUUUUGGAAACUCUCCCGGCUUUAACCGUAGCUCCGAUGUCUGAUGAGCCUGCAGUAUCUUUAGCUUCUUCUACUUGCGCUACACCGAAAUCUCCAAACUUGACUUUGUUUUUGCAGGAACCAUCCAUGCUAUACUCAUCAACUUCAAAUAUCAAAAGUAGUGAAAUCAUGUCAACAUCUUCAAAUCCCACAUAUCCUAUGUCUCAAUUUGGCCUAACUCAGCAUCAUCAACAAAGUGCUUAUGAAUUUUAUGAUUCAAACAAAAUGGACAGGAAUAUGAUAACAAAUCUACAAUCCAAGUCUUUCAAUGAGAAUUGGUUGAGUGCCACAAAGACUCAACCUAUGAAGUAUGGUACAAGAGGGAAGCUUUUUAAAGGGGUGAGGCAGAGACAUUGGGGAAAAUGGGUUGCUGAAAUUAGGCUACCAAGAAACAGGACUAGGGUCUGGUUAGGGACAUUUGAAACAGCUGAAGAUGCUGCAAUUGCAUAUGAUACAGCAGCAUAUAUACUAAGAGGAGAAUGUGCUCAGUUAAAUUUUCCAAAUCUAAAGCAUGUGAUUCAAGCCAAUUCAUUGAAUGGAACCACUGCUUCCCUUGUUGAGGCAAAACUGCAAGCAAUAUCACAAGGAGUUUCUUCUUCUCAUAGAAAGCAAGGUGAUUCAUCAGCAAGGUUAAACAAUAGGCACAUUGAUGAGAUUAAAAAUGGAAAGGAUGAAAGUAUAAAGGAGUUGAAGGUUGUAGGUGACAUAACUGAGAGAAGCAAAAGUACACAGAAUGAGAUAUGUGAUGUCGAAACUGUUCAGUUAAGUAGAAUGCCAUCUUUAGAUAUGGAUAUCAUUUGGAAUGAACUUCUAGUUUCUGAUUCAUGACCAAAUUAUUUCUUUUUUACUUUGAAAGUAUACAUGUGAUAAAACCAUUGUAGUGUCGAGACUUCAUGGAUGGCGUGCUCAAUAUCCAACACAUGUCGGUGUCGGGCACCAACAUAGAUGUAGUUAUAUUCAAUAACUUUCAUUUUCUCAUUAUUACCAUUGUGUACAUGUUAGUGUUGUGUUCAAUGUCUGUGUGUGGUUUCACCAUACAACCUUUUGUUUGGUUUACAAUUGUUGUCUUCAUUUGGACCAUAUCUCACAGUAUACUGUACUGAAUCAACAUCAGAUUAAGGUUUUCAUUUUCAUGUAAUGAUCAUCAUAUUGAAAUUAGUAUCCUUUUUAACUCCA
Messenger RNA from Medicago truncatula (barrel medic), 1581 nucleotides. Its product is annotated as ethylene-responsive transcription factor ERF062. Bases 1 to 1233 code for a protein of 410 amino acids. NCBI's taxonomy places the organism in Eukaryota, Viridiplantae, Streptophyta, Magnoliopsida, Fabales, Fabaceae. The record is from RefSeq and is a predicted model, not a curated record. Gene Ontology annotation, molecular function: DNA binding; DNA-binding transcription factor activity. Gene Ontology annotation, biological process: regulation of DNA-templated transcription. The transcript has a single exon.